Bombyx mandarina (wild silkworm) is the source of this 762-nucleotide messenger RNA. RefSeq lists its product as uncharacterized. The record is from RefSeq and is a predicted model, not a curated record. Lineage: Eukaryota; Metazoa; Arthropoda; Insecta; Lepidoptera; Bombycidae.
GUAGUUGUGUGUUGAAACGGAAAUACUGUGUUUUUUGUGGAAAUAGUGUAAAAUAAAGGAAAAUUACAAUAUAAUUACUUAUAUGAUUUAUUCUAUCAAGUAACUGCACCUACCAGCUGGAAAAGUGUUAUCUUUACAAUCAAUCACUUCUGCACACUUCACUAAACUGUUACUAUGAAUCCACUUGAAUCUUCACUGACUGAGAUGUCAGAGCUGUUUAAUGCACGUAUGGCGAAGUUUGAAGCUCAGCUCAACAAGUCUUCAGAACCCUCAAUCACAUCAUCAAGCUUGGCAACAGAAUUUUCAUCAUUUCGGACAUUUAUUACUGAGGCACUCAAUAACUUACAACAGCAAGUGGAGACGCUUGCUCGUAUGCAGGACAAUACAGAGACUCGCAGCCGUAGAAAAAUGCUGAUUAUUCAUGGAGUCACUGAGACUAAGGGUGAGCAAAUUGAACAGGCACUAUCUGAUUUCAUAAGCAGUCGUCUUGCUGUAGCUGAGUUUUCCCCAACUGAUAUUAAACGAUGUCACCGUAUGAAACGAUUGUCAGCAUCUGAUGGCCCUCGGCCCAUCCUAGUAAAAUUCCAAACAUAUGAAAUGCGCAGUCAGGUUUGGUUUUCUAAAACAAAACUGAAGGGCACCGGCUUUACUGUUUCGGAGUUUCUGACGAAGGCGCGCCACGGCAUUUUCAUGGCUGCACGCAGUAGAUUCGGCAUGAAGAAGGUCUGGACCAAGGAUGGCUGCGUCUACAUUUNGAGAUAA